AUGGAGUGCGCUGCGGCGGGGGCUGAGUUCAACAUCCUUCUGGCCACUGACUCCUACAAGGUUACACACUACAAGCAAUAUCCACCUAAUACAAGCAAAGUGUAUUCCUACUUUGAAUGCCGUGAAAAGAAGACUGAAAAUUCCAAAUUAAGGAAAGUGAAAUAUGAAGAAACUGUUUUUUACGGCUUGCAGUACAUACUGAAUAAAUAUUUAAAAGGUAAAGUGGUGACCAAAGAGAAAAUCAAGGAAGCCAAAGAAGUAUAUAGGGAGCAUUUUCAAGAUGAUGUCUUCAAUGAAAAGGGAUGGAACUAUAUUCUGGAGAAAUAUGAUGGUCAUCUUCCUAUAGAAAUAAAGGCUGUUCCUGAGGGCUCCGUAAUUCCCAGAGGCAAUGUUCUUUUCACAGUAGAAAACACAGAUCCGGAGUGCUACUGGCUCACAAAUUGGAUAGAGACUAUUCUUGUGCAGUCAUGGUAUCCAAUCACAGUGGCUACAAACUCGAGAGAGCAGAAAAAGAUUUUGGCCAAGUAUUUGCUAGAGACAUCUGGCAGUUUAGAAGGACUGGAGUAUAAACUGCAUGACUUUGGCUACAGAGGAGUUUCUUCACAAGAGACCGCAGGAAUAGGAGCUUCAGCUCAUUUGGUGAACUUCAAAGGAACAGACACUGUAGCAGGAAUUGCAUUAAUUAAAAAGUACUAUGGUACAAAAGAUCCAGUUCCAGGAUAUUCUGUUCCAGCAGCUGAACACAGUACCAUAACAGCCUGGGGUAAAGAUCAUGAAAAAGAUGCUUUUGAACACAUAGUGAUGCAGUUUUCUUCAGUGCCUGUAUCUGUGGUUAGUGACAGCUACGACAUUUACAAUGCUUGUGAAAAAAUAUGGGGUGAUGACUUAAGGCAUAUAAUUGAAGGCCGAAGUCCAGAGGCACCGCUUAUUAUUCGACCAGAUUCUGGGAACCCCCUUGACACUGUUUUAAAGGUCUUGGAGAUCUUAGGGAAGAAGUUUCCCAUUACAGAGAACUCAAAAGGCUAUAAGUUGCUGCCACCGUAUCUCAGAGUUAUUCAAGGGGAUGGUGUGGAUAUCAACACAUUGCAAGAGAUUGUGGAAGGAAUGAAGAAGAACAAAUGGAGUAUUGAGAACAUUGCCUUUGGAUCUGGUGGAGCUUUAUUGCAGAAACUAACCAGAGAUCUCUUAAACUGUUCCUUCAAAUGUAGUUACGUGGUAACCAACGGUCUCGGGGUAAACGUUUUCAAGGAUCCAGUUGCAGAUCCAAACAAAAGGUCGAAGAAAGGACGACUGUCUCUGCAUAGAACACCUGCUGGAGAUUAUGUGACACUUGAAGAAGGCAAGGGAGAUCUUGAAGAAUAUGGACAGGAUCUCCUUCAUACAGUAUUUAAGAAUGGAAAGGUAACGAAGUCAUAUUCAUUUGAUGAAGUAAGACAAAAUGCCAGACUGAAGAACAGUGAAAUAGAAAUGGCGUCUCACUAAGUUUCAUUCCAUGUCAGUAUAUGUGUGUGUGUGUAGCAAGUACGUACUGCAUAGCUACUGGGUUUCUUGUACAGAUUUGUGUGUUUGUGUUUUAUGACAUUGUAGCCAAAUUAUUUGUUGGUUUAUGGACAUACUGCCCUAUCUUUUGCCAGUCUUUAGAAAAGAUGAAAUCAGGAAAUGGUACUUACAUUGUAAAACAUAUUUAAUGCUAAAGUGUGCUUUUUAGGGCCCUUUGCCAGUAGUGAUUCAAUCUGGUAUUGAUCUUUUCGCAAAUGAGACAGAGCUGAGAAACUUUUUUAUAUAUA
This is a messenger RNA of Indicator indicator, 1787 nucleotides long. RefSeq names its product nicotinamide phosphoribosyltransferase (gene NAMPT). Gene Ontology annotation, molecular function: nicotinamide phosphoribosyltransferase activity. The coding region runs from base 1 to 1482 and encodes 493 amino acids. The record is from RefSeq and is a predicted model, not a curated record. The transcript has 11 exons. Lineage: Eukaryota; Metazoa; Chordata; Aves; Piciformes; Indicatoridae. Gene Ontology annotation, biological process: NAD+ biosynthetic process.